CGUUCGUCUUCUGAAAGUGGAUUACCAGCUCCGGCCGUGUUCAUAAGCAAAGAAGAAGCUCUAAAAACAGUGAAGAAAUUCAAAGGUGCUCACUUCAAAGGUUUCAAGACCAGAGAUGAAGCAGAGAGUUUUUCUCGAUCGCGAUCAAAUGAACAAGAAACUUCUUUGGCUGUAAUGAAUUCUUUAUCAGCUUCUCCUGCAGAUCCUGUAAGCAAAUUUAAAGGACCAACACCACAGGAGUUGAUCAAAUUUCGUAAAAUUAUUGAAAAGGGAUCAAGGGACGAAUUUCUGGAGAUGGUAUUAAUUAAUCCUAGAUACUUGAUUGGUCCUGGUGACACACCAGUGAUCUUACAAGAAGGGUUCCACUAUAAUGCCCUUCACGUGGCUGUGAAAAAUAACAGAAAGGAAAUGUGUCAGGUGAUUAUUGAUACACUAGAAAGUCAGUCCUUUUGGAACAUU
Messenger RNA from Porites evermanni, 459 nucleotides. The record is from the annotation of a GenBank genome assembly. Lineage: Eukaryota; Metazoa; Cnidaria; Anthozoa; Scleractinia; Poritidae.